Messenger RNA from Caenorhabditis briggsae, 1206 nucleotides. RefSeq names its product Protein CBR-SEM-2 (gene Cbr-sem-2). Gene Ontology annotation, molecular function: DNA-binding transcription factor activity, RNA polymerase II-specific; RNA polymerase II cis-regulatory region sequence-specific DNA binding. Gene Ontology annotation, biological process: anatomical structure morphogenesis; cell differentiation; regulation of DNA-templated transcription. Lineage: Eukaryota; Metazoa; Nematoda; Chromadorea; Rhabditida; Rhabditidae. The transcript is spliced from 5 exons. The record is from RefSeq and is a predicted model, not a curated record. The coding region runs from base 1 to 1206 and encodes 401 amino acids.
AUGGAUCUCCAAAAACCGCCCAGUUUUAUGUUGGAUUGUGGAAUGGCUCCACACAUGAUGCAACCGAUUCAAUGGGCUGCUGCCGCCAUCGCAGCCGCAUCGAAUUCUGGAAAUGCCACGUCACAACAGCCUCAGCAGCAACAACAACUACAACAUAUUUCGUACGGGGCAACUGGUUAUAAGGUCCAACAUCCAUCUAAAAACGCAUCAGUAACACCGUACUCGGAUGCAACGAAUUGCAAAAAAUCAUCGAAUCACAUCAAACGACCUAUGAAUGCAUUCAUGGUUUGGUCUCAAAUGGAACGACGAAAGAUUUGUGAGCACCAACCCGAUAUGCACAAUGCGGAGAUCAGCAAACAAUUGGGAUCCAGAUGGAGAAAUUUGACUGAUGAGGAGAAGGCGCCGUUUGUGGCUGAAGCUGAGAGAUUGAGAGUUUGUCAUAUGCAGGAGUACCCCGACUACAAAUACAAGCCACGUAAGAAGCCAAAGAAGAAUCCAGAUGGAACCCUUCAACAGCCAGCUCAGGCCCAAAAUGUCAUGGCUCCCCAAAACGUUCCACGUGGAACUUCUCCACAAUCCCGUCAACGCAAACGUCCGAAUCCCGAGCCAACCGAUCCAUCAAACCAAUUCAAUUUCAAAGUAGUCAAAACAGAAGCAGAUUGGAUGGUAGGAUCUCAUCAAAAAAUGCCACCAUUCCAUCCAUCGUAUCCAUCGCCUUCUGAAUUUGGACACGCUCCAUUGACACCAGAAUCCGGGUUCUAUGAUGAUUUCUACACUCAACAUCAACAUCAGUUUGUACCUCAGCAUAACGGAGGCAGUCCCAUCCGAAUGACAUCGCUUGGUAUGGAUAUGGGAAUGGCUCCUCAGAUGAUGGGACAUAAUGCUGGAUUCGGUGCUGGAAACCAUCCAUUCUACUUGCACACAUCGCCACCAUCCGUGGAUCAGGACGACAUGCGCUCUCUAUCAUCCGGCUCCUCCGGUUAUGCAGAUUGCAGUGCAUCCGAACAAUCAACGUCAUCUCCAACGUCUUCUGGAGUCUCCUCAAUGACGUCAUCGACUCCUGGAACCAUCACAACGUCUUCUGGCGGCAUGAUGAGCGGUUCCAUAUUCUCAGACGAAUUUUCUGGAAUCUAUCCAACUGUAAAUGUGCCACCUGGCUUCCCAUGGGGAGACGCUCUGAAGAGUAUUGAUUUGGAGCCGUUCUAA